Messenger RNA from Meloidogyne enterolobii, 667 nucleotides. Lineage: Eukaryota; Metazoa; Nematoda; Chromadorea; Rhabditida; Meloidogynidae. The record is from the annotation of a GenBank genome assembly.
UUUUAUUUUUCUAUUUUUAAAAUAUUGUUGCAUCUUCGCUUUAGCGAUCGGUUGUUGACCUACUUUUUUUUGUAAAGGAUAUAGAAUAUUUAAUUGAAUUUUUAUUUUAUUUUCCAUUCUAGGUCAUCACUCCUAAGCAUUUACUUACUACAAUUAAAUGGCAUUUGAUUGACCACUUUUCUCCUUUAUUUUUAAAAAAAUAUUCGAUUCAAUUCAUUUAAAUUUAGAAAAAAAAAUAUUUAAUAAUUUAAAUCGAUUAAAAAAUUAUUUUUUUUUAAUUAAAAAAAUGAAUAAAAUAUUUUUAUAUUUUUUAUUAUUUUAUUUGUUAAUUAUUUUUCUCUCAAAAUUUGUUAAUUCUGGAAUGAUUAAUGUUUGUAGUGAAAUGAGAGAUUGUGCUGCUUGCACAAAUUCUUAUAUAAAUAUUUUAACUUUUCGUGAACAUUGCAGAUGGUGUUAUUCAACAAAUUCUUGUGGAGGACCACUUUCCUGUCCAAGUGGUGUAGCUGUUGCUACAAGAGAUCCAUUUAAAUGUCCAUUAAAAAUAUCUAAUGCAAAAGGACGUAGAUAUACAGACAAAUUAGGAAGAUCUUUAUAUGCACUUACUUUGGCUGCUAAACAAAAAGAUCCAACAUUUUGUUUAAAAAAUAGUAGAAGUGAUGUAAAGUAA